This is a messenger RNA of Pezoporus flaviventris, 3338 nucleotides long. It is a transcript of the gene TSGA10, whose product is annotated as testis specific 10. The record is from RefSeq and is a predicted model, not a curated record. The transcript is spliced from 18 exons. NCBI's taxonomy places the organism in Eukaryota, Metazoa, Chordata, Aves, Psittaciformes, Psittacidae. The coding region runs from base 119 to 2497 and encodes 792 amino acids.
UUGCCAGGCGCCCGGGGAACGCGGAGGGAGGCAGCCGUUGUGGCGUGGCGUCUCCCAUUGAGCAGGGCGGGAGAGCGGGCGCGACGGCGGGUGCCUCAGGUUGCCGCCGGCAGCGGCCAUGAGUGCCCGGCGCUCCCCGGGGCUCCGGAGGGGGAGAGCGGAGAGUCGUCGUAAGAUUGAAGAUCUGAAGAAGAUAAACUAUGAGCUAAGGCAACGUGUCCUACAACUUCUCGAUACAAAGCAAGCGGUGGGAAGUCAAGUGGAUAGGUUCACCUGUAAAAAUGAUCACCUGUGUAAAGAACUGGCUGUAAUUGGCAAACUGUCUGAGCAGCUGGAAAAAGAAUUGCUAUUGAAUACUUCUGAUAAGGAGCUUAAGGAAGCAAAGAUUCAAAUUCAGAACCAGCAGAAGACAAUAAAGAAGCUGGAACACUCAGCAAAAACACUAAAAUCUGUUAUUUUACAAACAGAAGCUGAAAUGAAGCAAGGGAGGUCACCUUCAAAACUGGAUGCCUUUAUUAAGACACUGGAAGAGGACAGAGAUUACUAUAAAAAUGAGAAUGAGAAUUUGCUGAAGAUAUUUAGGAGCACACUUGCAAGUCCUAAGCGAACCAAUACUUGUGGCAGCAUCCUAAAAAAAAAUUCAUCCAUCCAGGGAGUGACCUUUGCUCCAGACGUUUUGAAAAUACUGAGAGAACAUGAAGAGCUUAAGUCAACCCAGAAAAAAUAUGAGCGCCAUAUAGCAGAAAUUCAGGGUAACCUCAACGUUUUAACAGCUGAGAGAGACAAAAUGGUCAAUCUUUAUGAACAGGCACAGCAAGAGAUUUCCCGACUUCGUCAGGAAGUUAUCAAGUGCCCAGGGAGUCCUAAAGCUACUGUGACAGCUCAAGCUAUGUUAAGACAAGUGGAGAUGGAAAGGGAUACAGUACUGUCAGAUUUUCGAAGGAUGACUACAGAACGUGAUAGCCUCAGGGAGCAGUUAAAGAUUUCCCAAGAGACUGUGUUUAAUGAAAAGGCUCGUUUGGAACAGAGAAUUGAAGAGCUAGAAGCUACUAUUCAAAAUUUAGAGAGUGAACGGUUAGAACAGGUGUCCAAAGUGGUGCUAAUGAAAGACACCAUUGAUUCUCUGGAAACUGAGACCAAAAGAUUGGCAAGAAAAGCACUGGACUCUGAAGCUGAGCUGAGUCGACGGGAAGCUGAAUAUGUUUCACUUAAUUUAUCAAAUGAAAAGACAGAACAGAGUCUUUCAGAGGCUCAGCAAAGCCUUGUUAAGAAAAAAUAUGAACUGCAAGUUGCUCAAGGGAAAAUUACACUUCUGGAUGAAAAAAUUGAUAACUUUUCAAGACAAAGUCUUGUACAACAAGAAGAGAUCUGUGCUUUGAAAGGAACAGUUGCGCAACUCACUAAAGAGAAGGCAUCUUUGCAAGGCUGUGUGGAAGAAGGAAGAAAAAAGAUUGCUACUUUUGAGGAAAGCCUGGCAACUAAAGAGAAAAUAAUUGCAGAUUUCAAGAUUCUGAUUUCUGAGUUGGAGCGUUCCAUAAAAAAAUCUUCUGAAGCACUUUGUAUCUGUGAGAAAGAUAUUACGACUUUGGAUCAACAGCUACAAGAAACCACCAAAGAACUUGUGCAGGCUAACAAGAACAGAGACUCAUUAGCUCAGGAGAAUGACAGGUUACAAGAGCAUCUUUCUAGCAUUAAGCAAGAAAAUCAGGUACUGUAUAAAAAACUAGCAAAGUACCAAAAUGAGCUUGAUGAUAUGAAGUUGAAAGCGCGGGAUUUAAACACAGAUAUUGUCAGGCUGAAGGAUGUACUGAAGUCUAAAGAGAGAGAGAACUGUGAGCUUUUGGAGAAUUACCACAAAGCCCGUGAACAAGGACAAAGUUGGGAAGCAAAAUGCCAUCAAGCAGAAGCAGAUUGUAGCUCUGUUAGACUGGUACUGAUCAGUGCAGAGUCUGAGAACUGCAGGUUGAAAGAGAAAGUGGAUUCCCUUGAAAGAGUGAUGGAGCAACUGCAGAGCAAGUGUGAGUCAUCCUAUUCUGAAAUAGAGCUGCUGAGAAAACAACUGGGAAAUGAAAGAGCAGCUAUGAAAAACCUGGAAUCUUUGCUUGUGUCCAGUCGUGAGAAAGAGCUUCAGUCACAGAUAGCAAAGCAAGAAAAAGACUCUACAAUUCAGUUGCUCAAGGAACAGCUUUCUGCAGCAGAAGAUACACUUGCUGUGCAGAGUCAAGAUUUUACUCAGCUCAGAAAUAGAGCAGCUCAGCUAGAGUUGGAACUGGAUAUGACCAAAAGACAGCUGGGGACUGAACGCACUGAAAGGCAACGUGUUGUAAAGGAGCUUCAACGUCGGAAUCGUACAAUCUCGUAUCAGUUAAGCUCUACAUUAAGAACAUCAUCACCCGAACAUUCCCAUCAGCCAUUGCCUGAUUGGUCUCCAGACUGGUCCCUGGAAGAGAAUUCUUGUUUCAAGGACUUACAAUGUUAUAUUCGCAACGGCUUAUGAAGACUGCACACCAUCUGGAGAGUUAAAGUUGAAUGCUCAUUUAAUUAAUCUUUCUUCCCUGCUGAAUGCUAAAUUUCAUUAAAUCUCAUUCACAAAUGCUUGCGUAGGUUUUUUAUCACUCUUAAUGUUGUUCAUCGAAAAGAAAACAGCUCAGAUAGCUUCCUCUCCCACCACUCUCCCAGCUCUUGAAUUACCGUGUGGGAUGGCCCAUCUUAGAAACAGAAAGAAAAAAGCCCCACAGGUUCCAUUGACUUUACUGACAGUGUGCUUUUAUUUUAAAAGUGCAUAAUUUUAAAAGGUUAUUGAUAUAACUGAAAAAAAGGGGAAAGAAAAUAACAACAUGAAACUUUAUUGGGGGAUAAAGUGUCUAUAUUCAGGUGUUAUGCUUUGGGUGUAUUUGUGCUGAACUAUGUGAGUAUUAUGCUUGAGAGAAUGCUGUGUCAUCUCAAGAUAGGAAGAGUUUGAGGAUUUUUUUCCUCUCUUCAAACACGACUGACUUAUUAAAUUGGAUAAAUAAGACAGCAAUGCCAGCAGAUACCACUGUUUAAAUACCCAUGUAUGAAGACAUGUAUUUUUUUGUACUGGAGGUGUGUUCAACUUCUAAGAUUUUAUUAAAACUGCACAAAGUUUCUACUUAGAGUUCUUUAAUAUGAGUGAGUACUGUUUGGUGAUCGUUAAUGGCACUUCAACUUGCCCAGAAAUUCCCACCCUUUGUUAUUUCAUAACAUUUAUCUGUGUUCUAUGUCCCAUGUUCUCACAUUUUAAAUGCGAAAGAAAAUGUAAAAUUCUCUCCUAUAACUCAUCUGGGAAAUCUAUGCUUCAGUAUUUGGAAAUAGAGAAG